CUCCGCGCGUCUCUCCCGCACCCCUUCUCUCUCUCUCUCACAGUCUCCCCAGCUCCCUUCGGAGAUGAGGCAGGGGUCGGCGCCCAGGGCCAGCCCGCUCCGCCCGCUCCAGGGCUAGGCGGGGGGCCGGGGGCUGCACCGGACAGACCGACGCGCGGACCGGACCCAGUGAGCCGUCGCCCAGGAAAGGAGCAGCCGCCGCCGCCGCCGCCGCCACCGCUUGUACCCCGUCACCAUGGACCCCCCCUCCUUGGAUGCCGCCAUCCAGCAUGCCCUGGCGGGCCUCUAUCCCCCUUUUGAGGCCACAGCACCCACCAUCCUGGGUCAGGUGUUCCGUCUCCUGGAUUCUGACUUCCGGGGCGAUGGACUGAACUUCCUCCUGGAUUUCCUGAUCCCUGCCAAGCGCCUGUGUGAACAAGUGCGCGAAGCAGCCUGUACCCCCUACUCACACCACCUCUUCCUGCAUGAAGGCUGGCCUCUGUGCCUGCGGGAUGAGGUUGUGGUCCACCUGGCAUCCCUCAAUCCCCUCUUAUUGCGCCAAGGUGACUUCUACCUCCAAGUUGAGCCCCGGGAGGAGCAGUCCGUCUGCAUCAUGAUCAAGUGCCUCUCUGUGGACCUCCACACAGUGGACACGAAGCCUGUUCCUGAGUCAUCCUACCCUAUACUUUUCACCCAAGCCUGGCUGGAGGCCAUCAACAGUGACCUUGAGGGCAGUCCCUUACACAACUGCCUGGUAGCUUCAGAAGAUGGGAUUGCCCCUGUGCCCUGGACCAAAAUAACCAGCCCAGAGUUUGUGGAUGACAGACCCCAAGCAGUAAAUAUCCUCUCCCCAGCCUGGAGAUCCCUUCAAUUAGAAGCACUGGAUUUGAACAGCCCCCAAGAGCUGCACCAGGCCAGGUCCCCAGGCAGCCCGGUGCUGCUUGCCCAGAGUUUGGCCAAGGGCAAGGGCAGGACACAUGGGGACAAGUAUCCAGGACUCAUCAAAGUGGAGCAAGCUGGGCCUGGGGAGGUGGGCUUCGGGGUGGACGAAGUGGCCAGCCAGGACUUGGAGGGAGAUUAUGUGGCUCUCCUGGACUUUUCCCAAGAGAACCGAGGAGGGUCUCCCAGUAAGGAGGUGGAGACAUCCAGUGGGUUUCCUUUUGGCGCACAGGAGGAGCUAUCUGGAACUAAGGAAAUCCCUUUCUCUCAAAGGAUACUGCCUCUCUCAGGGGCCAAUGGGGGGCCUUCCUUGGAAAAAUGGACUUGUGAGAAGCCAGCAAGUUCGGGGGAGAAACCCUGUGUUUGCGACUUGAGGAGAAAGGUUAAUCAUAAAGUUCCCACCCAAGACUCAGAACACCAGCCCCAAGAGCCCUACCUCAGCGUCCUUGUAAACCCACUGCAUGGUGCCUCUGGCCUCGGGCCAGGUGUCUCAGAAGAGUCAGCUCCCUCCAAGACACAGGGACCUCUGGGAGACUCAGAGAAUAUAGUCCAGCUCAAUCCGGGACCAAAACAAGCAACCUCUGCCCAGCUGCGCCCAGCUUCCCCUCCUGCUUCUCCAGCCCCUGCAACCAAGAUGGAAGAGAGGACCCAACAGGAAAAUGCGAGACUUCCCAAGCCUGUGGCCAGGCCCUGUCAAAACACUUCCCCCACUCCUGGGCUCAAAUUCUCUUUCUUAAAGUGGCAGAGGCAAGGCCCUGUGACUCAGGAGAAAGCCUCGUUCCAGCAUGACGGGCCCUGGAAAGUCUUGUGUUCACUCUACUCUCCCAAACCCAACCGAGGCAAGUGCUUGGGGAAAGCUGGAACAACUCAGACCAAAACAUCUGGCCCAGACGCUGACUCAGACCCACUGACCGAGGAAAAGGCUGGCUUCCCAGAAGCUUCUGAAGGCCCUCCAGAAAAAGGCCCCGCUCUGAAUGAGGAGCCCCCAGGGCCCGAGCCCAGGUUUGGGGCUCUGAGCAUGGACAUCUUCCAUUCCAGGAUAGCAUGCCUGCCAGGAGGUCGAGACAGGGCAGGGCGGCCCCUGCUUCUGGUGUCAACCACCAAGGGGCCCUGGGAGGCACCAUGGUGCACGGCCUCAGAGGUCACCAAGCUGUUCUCCUACCUGUGCACCAUCCCCAGGCCUGAAGAUAAAACCAAGGGGCUGGCGGUCGUGAUUGAUGCCAGGAAACAGCCCCCACAUCCUGGUCUGGUCAGUGCCUUGCAGGCCACCCAGACUCUGGUCCCAACCUCCAUCCGUGCUGUGCUCUUCCUGGGGGAGCAGGAGGCCGCUCUCCAGCUGGAGGCAUCUGACAUCCAGGUAGAGGUGCUGACCUCACUGAAGGCCCUCAGCCGCCACGUGGACCCCAGCCAGCUGCCCAUGGCCCUGGAAGGCCCCUUCCCCUACUGCCACGGUGAAUGGGUGCAAUUCUUCCAGAAGCUGGACCCUUUCCUUGCUGACCUCCGCCAGGCCUCCUCGCUGCUAAAGGCUUCCAUCAAGGAGUUUGAGAAGGGUGACCCCCCUGGAGGGGUGCAGGAGGCCUCCAGGUGUCUGAGCAAGUCCAAGGAGCUGAUGGAGGCUGUGCUGAGGGACCCAGGCCUGUUGGGCCUCCAGCGAGAAGGCGGAGCCACCCUGGCCAGGCUGCGACAGGAAGGCAGCAGGCUGAACUUCAACCCAGACAUCAGGAGCCAUCUGGCCGAAGCUGCUGCCCUGUACAGCCUCGUGGAUGAACAGCUGCAUGUCCUCGUCACUGUGUCCAACCACCUCCUGAGGAGGCUGGAGCUCCGCGUCCGCCUGGGCCGCCUGGAAGCUGCCAUCCACCAGGUCAGCAACUGGAUGGAGCAGGAAGGAAGCCAGUGCCUGCAAGUGCUGACCCCCAAAGACGGAAGCUUGGAGACAGUGGAGAAAGCCCACGCAGAGUUUGAGGACUUCUUCCUUCAGGCUGCGGCCCAGUACCGCCGUGGCCUGGAGCUGUGCAAGCAGGCGGCCCAGCUGGGAGCUGCAGCCAGGGCCAGGGAGGCGGGAGGAACAGAGCUCCCGGAGCUGGCAGGCUUCACCUUCACCCAGCGGGCCUUCCAGGCUAAGCUGACCCACUUCUACAUGGCAGCCGAGCGGCAACGCACAGACCUGGAGACGCUGCUCCACCUCCACCACUUCUGCAAGAAGAUGACCUGGUUCCACAUGGACUGCCAGGACCUGAUGGCCCAGCUCAGGCUGGGCAAGGCCCAAAGGGCCAGCCCUGGGGACCAGCGCCGCCUCCACCGCUACCUGCAGCGCCUGGCGUCCGAGUUCCCUGCCGAGAAGCUCACGGCCAUGCGGCUGCAGGUGGCCUCUCUGAGCUGGGAGGGCCUGGGCCAGGACCUGUGGGAGGAGGCCCAGGAGAGGCACGAGGAGAUCCAGACCCUCCUGAAGAAGGCACUGGGCCACUGUCCAUGCCUGGCAGGUCCCCCUUCCCACCCGGCGGGCCGGGAACUCAGAGGGGCGGCCGCCAAGGGCCAGGACCUGAAUGGAGAAGUCACUUACAAGGGAAGAUGGGACCUGCCCCUCCAGGACUCACUGGGUCUGGAUCGUUCGCCAAAAUCCUGUUGGCCUCCUUGGGGCCCCAGACGUGUACAGAACAGAAGUUUCCAAGCAGCCCCUCCACCCCAGGAAGCUGGCCAGGCUUUUGAAGCUGAUGACGGCAGAAGCCCGCAUGGGCCCCUGGAUCCUGCCCCUGAGCGUUAUCUCACCACCUUCCUCUCCUGGCAGCAGCUCCCCAGGCAGAGUCAGAUCCCCCGGCCCACUGAGGGCAGCUUCUCCUCGGAGGGGACAGACUCACAGACGUCUCUGGAGGACUCACCCCACACAAGUCCCCCUGCAUCCCUCUAGCUGGGAGUUCCCGUCAAUCACACCAGGCUCCGGCAGGGAUGGGUAUGGUUCGGGUGGGGCCCAGCUAAAGACAGAGCUGGGGAGCCCUGGACCAUCCAACAGGACGUGGCUACUGAGUUUGGCUCGUGCUCUGUAGACAAGAACUCACACCUGCUCCCGGCCCCAGGAAGCUCUGGGAAGACGCGACUCUCACACAUUCAGAAUAGUAAGAGUGGAGGGCAGGGCAGGACGCGGAAGAGCGUGAGAUUGGCUCCAAAACCCUGGAGUCUCAUCGUGGAAAGAGCUGUUGGUACAGAUCCUUCCAGAGACCUCCGACUUAGGCAGAACCCCACCUGGGGUUCAGGGGUAUGUAAGCUUCCCCUUGGGGCACAAGGGGCAAAGUUGCCCUCAUAAUAGAGCCCAGGGUGGGGAGAUUAGGGGAGUGGCUUCUUGUCUUAGGGUCCUAGAAACAGACCACACAAGGAUUGAAGUGCGGAUUUACUUGGCGGAGGAGCAGGGGAGCGAGUCUGAGAAGGGAAUAAAGGGGGUGCUGUCAAGUGAAUUACCACAUGUAAUUUAUCCACUGGCGCCACUGGCCUCGGACAAAGAGAAUCACCUGCUGGAGGCCAGUUAGUGCGCAAGGAAGGGGUAAGGGAGGGGGACUGUCUGCUGCACCUCUACUCUGUCACUUGGCUUCUCCAACAGACAUGAGCAUCAGUCUCAAGUUCAAGGAACCCCAAAGAGGACCACCUCCCUCUCCCAUGAUCUCUGCCUUCUUCCCCUCCCCACCACAACUCCUCAGACCCACCCCGAAGCCCGACCUCUCUUUAGGCACAGCCUCUGGUGCCUGGCGUCAUCAGAUUCUGCUAUGGUUGGGGCUGGAGGGUAGGGAGCCUUGUCCCCAUCCAGCAGGUGGUGCGGGAGGACAGUGGGAAGAGGCUUGAGAUGCUCUGAUUUCAGAUAGAGCAUCUAGAAGACAGCCCAGAGUGACCAUGGCUAUCGCCUCCCCUGAAUGUCAUUAUCCUGAGAAUGUGCGCCCAUCUCUGCCCUAGGAUGCAUCACCAAGAUGGCCUCUGGUAGCCCAGCUCUGGAAUUUUCCUGGCUCCAGGAAGAGGGUAGGGUGUACAUCCUCCCACAAGAUGAGGCUGUGGAAGGAGAGGGAGGCAGGACUGGAGCGGGCCUGGGAGGACAAACAGGGUUUCUCAAGGGUAAUCUCAGGCUUCCCUGGUGGCGCAGUGGUUAAGCAUCCGCCUGCCAGUGCAGGGGACACGGGUUCAAGCCCUGGUCCGGGAAGAUCCCACAUGCCGUGGAGCAACUAAGCCUGUGCGCCACAACUACUGAGCCUGUGCUCUAGAGCCCAUGAGCCACAACCACUGAGCCCACGUGCCACAACUACUGAAGCCCGUGCGCCUAGAGCCCGUGCUCCGCCACAAGAGAGGCCACCGCAAUGAGAAGCCCGCGCACUGCAACAAAGAGUAGCAGCCCCCGUUCGCUGCAACUAGAGAAAGCCCGCGCGCAGCAAUGAAGACCCAACGCAGCCAAAAAUAAAUAAAAUAAGUAAAUUUAAAAAAAAUUAUUAAAAAAAAGAGUAGUCUCAGCAGAGAGAUCCACACAAACCUCAAUGCCCAAAAUCUUCCAGGACUCAAGAUUUCAUCAAGAGUGGUCUGGGGCCUGUCUGCCUCAGAACCACGAGCAGAGCUGAUCAAAGGCAGCGUCUUAGGGGAUCUCACCCCAGAUAGUUAAAACUAGACCCUUGGGGCAGUGGUGGCUGGAGUCUGCAUGUGUAACCAAGUGCUCAUGCAACACAGUGAGGUGGGGUGCUGUUGGGAAACCCUUGGGGCUAAGGCCUGAGCCGCCCCCAACCCCCACCCCAAGCCAGCUCUGAUUCUUGCAUUCCAGUCUCCUGCCUUCUGUCCAGACAGGCCUGAGGAUGCAGGAGGCAUUUGAUCAGUCCAGCUCCAUCCAGGCCUGUUGCCUCAGAGGGGGGCCGAAGGCUCUUAAAAUGCUGUUGCCAUAGCAACAGCAUCCAGACAGUAGGGACCACAGGCAGGGAGCCAGGGCACCCGGGGUGCAAGGAUGAAAACUGACUUCUGAGAGACUACAGUUGCGGCUAGUGCUCAGGGGGGCUGAGGAGGGGUAUGGAUAAUCCAAGAAUCCUUGGGAGGGAGGGGCCCCCAAAGCCAUCUUGUGCAUCCCUCUGUCUCCAUGAAGAGCCGAAAGCCCACAAUUUGUCUACUCACAGCAGCCCAAAGGGGAGAAGGGGAUGCAGAAAUGAAAUAUAAUAAUGAAUAAUAAUAUUACUAGCCAACAUUUAUUCUGCAUUUUCUUUGUGCCUGACUUGGUGCUAAGCCCUUUAAAAGCUUUGCGGGGCUUGUUGAAAUGUUCACAACAAUCCAAUGAAGCCAAUACUAGUUUCACCCCAUUUUACUGAGGAGGAAACUGCUUUUCAAGCUCCAGGGGUUGGUGGGCAAGAGGUGAUAGGAGGAGCAUGGCCUGGGAGUCAGGGACCUCACCUGGCACUUCCGUCCUGCUGCCAGCUGCCUGUGUGACCCUGGGCAGGUUGCUUCCCCUUUCUGGCCCUUGGU
Messenger RNA from Globicephala melas (long-finned pilot whale), 6387 nucleotides. Its product is annotated as KIAA1755 ortholog. Lineage: Eukaryota; Metazoa; Chordata; Mammalia; Artiodactyla; Delphinidae. The record is from RefSeq and is a predicted model, not a curated record.